This is a messenger RNA of Rhea pennata, 1078 nucleotides long. It is a transcript of the gene MTRES1, whose product is annotated as mitochondrial transcription rescue factor 1. Gene Ontology annotation, cellular component: mitochondrion. Gene Ontology annotation, biological process: regulation of mitochondrial transcription. The coding region runs from base 107 to 787 and encodes 226 amino acids. The transcript is spliced from 4 exons. Gene Ontology annotation, molecular function: RNA binding. Lineage: Eukaryota; Metazoa; Chordata; Aves; Rheiformes; Rheidae. The record is from RefSeq and is a predicted model, not a curated record.
GCGCCGCGCCGCGGCUGAGCGGCUCCGCCUCCGGCCUGCGAGACGCGGCGUGGGGACGGGAGCGGCGGGCCUGGGCCUGAGGCGCCUGGUGGCGGCAGGGUAUGCUAUGACUGGCUUCAGAUUUCCCAUCACUGCUUUUAGAAAAAUAAAUGUCUAUUUUGGACUGUGGGAGAAAUUCCCCUCUUAUAAACUGUACCCUUCUUGGAAGAGAAGCAUAUACUGUAGCUGUCAAGCACGCACAGUAAACUACAUAACCUAUUUCAGCAUCUCCCCAGUAAAACUCUGUGUGUUAAGACUUCCUCCAGAGUGUAUCUCAGUACUUUCUCUGCGGAACAAAAGUGACAAAAGCUCUAGAAGGAAUAAACAAACAUUACAAGAAGAGGAAGAAGAAGAGAAUGAAGAAGAGGAGGAAGGUGAUUUAGAAGAUGAAUUUGAUGAUGACCCCAGUGUAGUAAAAGAUUACAAGGAUCUUGAAAAAAUAGUGCAGUCUCUUCGAUACGAUGUAAUCAUGAAAGCUGGUCUAGACAUUGCAAGAAAUAAAGUAGAAGAUGCAUUCUACAAUAGUGAACUCAGGCUGAAUGGAGAAAAACUGUGGAAGAAAAGUAGAACUGUGAAAAUUGGUGAUACGCUGGAUCUUAUAAUAGGUGAAGACAAAGAAACAGGAACUGUUGUAGUUAUGCGCGUUGUCUUAAAAAAAGUAUCUAACAAGACUGAAAGUGAAAAAUACAAAGUAAUUUUGAGGCGUUGGAAAAAACUAAAAGUGCCCAAACAGGAUGUACUUAAGUAACAGGAGUUUGCAUGUGGCAGCAUGAGACUUUUUGUAGAAAACCAUAUCAUUUGUUGUUAAAUACGAAUUUUGGUUAAACAAAAUUACAGUACCCUUUUUUAAGGGCUUGUGCUAGAAUGUUAUCUCUUUCUGCUGUGUGCAUCAAUAUUCCUGUGCUAACUCUAUCACUUUUGCUGUUAGUUCUGUUUCAUGGUGUUGCAGGAGACAAGACCCAACUCUUACAUUUCCAGGCAGUUUCUCCAUACAGAAGUUAUAUAUAAUGAAUAAAGACUUAAUUUGAUCAUUGUUUAA